AUGGCCAAUUUCCACGUUUCGCAACGGGGAGCAUAUAAUUUGAAGUAUCGAGAUAAUUUCGAGGCUCAAUCCGCGCGACACCAAGAGCUAUGGACGCCGACCAACCCAAACGGACGCAUUUUCAUGGAUGUUGCCGAGAACAGCCUACUACAUGACGAGGUAGCAGAUUUCAUUUCCCGCAAAAUCAAGAUCGAACCAAACGAUCACCUAACUUAUGGCAGUGGCCCGCGCGGCUCAUUGCGCCUCAAAAAAGCAGCAGCAUCUUUCUUGGAGAAUAGUUUCAAGGGACGUGAUCCGGUAAAGAGUGAAGAUAUCCUUGUGUUUCCUGGACUUGCAGGUGCUAUAGACGCGGUGACAUGGGCCAUCUGCGACGAGGGGGAGGGGGUUCUGGUCUGUCUCCCUAUGUAUAAUGGUUUCAACGUGGACAUCCCUACUCGAACCGGUGCAGUUGUGGUUGAGGUUCCUUUCCAUUCUGUGGACGGCUACUCCGGUCUCGAAGACGUAUUUGACCCUGACACGAAUCGAAGAGCCCUCGAAGCCGCAAUGGAUCACGCAAAGAAGAAUGGUGUUAGUAUUCGGGCCUUGUUGAUUUCUCAACCACACAAUCCUUUGGGCAGAUGCUAUCCUCAAGAAACCCUCCUUGAGAUGGCCGCUUUCUGUGGCCGGAACGGGAUUCAUCUCAUCUCGGAUGAGAUUUACGCCCACUCAGUAUUUGACAACCCGGCCCUUCAUCACUGGCCUGUCUUUACCUCGAUACUUGCACUUGAUAUUUCCAGCCAUAUUGACAAAAGCAUGGUACACGUAUUAUACGGCGCAAGCAAAGAUUUUUGCGUGAAUGGGCUUCGCUUAGGGCUUCUCUAUUCCAGGAAUGCCGCUCUUCUUGGAGCCAUUUCGACAAACUGUGUGUUCUCAUGGGUUCCCCAUAUUGUUCAAGACAUUUGGGCCUCUAUGCUUGAGGAUCACGAAUGGAGGAAAACGUUUUUUGCUAAGAAUCAAUCUAUAAUGGCUAAUAACUAUGCCCUUGUCAUCAAAUUCUUCAAGGAGCAAGAUAUCGGCUUCUUUCAUAUGAACGCAGCUACGUUUGUUUGGGUAGAUCUUCGGCGUUAUAUGCUGCCACGAAACAUGCGAAGUCGUGACGCAUACCCUAUGCUUCAAGUGACCGAUCCAAAUGUUGGUCUGUAUCUAGAGCGAGAGGCCAAAGUUAUACGGAUCUGCUCUCGAAACGGUGUGAUGAUCAAACCAGGAAGUGCCUACAAGACUGAGGAGCUGGGCUGGUUCAGGGUUACCUUCACUCUCCCCGAGCACGUUCUCCUUGAAGGGCUCCGUAGGAUUCGGAAGUCUCUGAAGGAAAUUGAAAAGUUGGGUGGUGACAGUACUAGACUGUAG
This is a messenger RNA of Talaromyces stipitatus ATCC 10500, 1386 nucleotides long. Its product is annotated as acc synthase, putative. Gene Ontology annotation, biological process: biosynthetic process; amino acid metabolic process. Gene Ontology annotation, molecular function: transaminase activity; pyridoxal phosphate binding. Lineage: Eukaryota; Fungi; Ascomycota; Eurotiomycetes; Eurotiales; Trichocomaceae. Bases 1 to 1386 code for a protein of 461 amino acids. The record is from RefSeq and is a predicted model, not a curated record. The transcript is spliced from 7 exons.